AUGCUUGAGGCAAACCAAAAUGCGCCUUUAAAACACACAAGAAGGGCUGUGAGCUGGGUAGAGCAUACUGUCAAAAACAGUACUUUAGUGUCCACAAAUGAUCUAAAAGCUUAUAGGUUUAUUAAGAGUCGUGGCCAUAAGGCCAUAAAGAUAUACAGCUGUCUGUCUAGCUACACACUGGUUAUUCUACACAGCAUUAUUGAGCCGUCGUGGUCAACAGACAAGUCAACAGACACAUCUAUUGUAUUGUCUCUACUGACAAGUUCAGCACAACAUAACUAUAUAGCAUUUGUGACAAGCAUAUUUCCAUUCAGUGGAACAAGUAGUCCAAUCUUUCUGGAUCAGUGUUUCUACUUGAGAUUUAGAUAA
Phycomyces blakesleeanus NRRL 1555(-) is the source of this 369-nucleotide messenger RNA. RefSeq lists its product as hypothetical. Lineage: Eukaryota; Fungi; Mucoromycota; Mucoromycetes; Mucorales; Phycomycetaceae. The transcript is spliced from 4 exons. Bases 1 to 369 code for a protein of 122 amino acids. The record is from RefSeq and is a predicted model, not a curated record.